This is a messenger RNA of Carassius auratus (goldfish), 1434 nucleotides long. RefSeq names its product shaker-related potassium channel tsha2-like. Gene Ontology annotation, molecular function: protein binding; delayed rectifier potassium channel activity. The transcript has a single exon. Lineage: Eukaryota; Metazoa; Chordata; Actinopteri; Cypriniformes; Cyprinidae. Gene Ontology annotation, cellular component: membrane; voltage-gated potassium channel complex. The coding region runs from base 1 to 1434 and encodes 477 amino acids. Gene Ontology annotation, biological process: protein homooligomerization; potassium ion transmembrane transport; action potential. The record is from RefSeq and is a predicted model, not a curated record.
AUGUCCCGUGAGAACCACGGUGAGCGUGUGGACCACGCUGCCCUCUCGCAGGACAUCCGUGAAGAGGAGCCCCCUGACCCCCAGGAGUGCUGCACGCUCGUCACGAUCAACAUUUCAGGUCUGCGUUUUGAAACGCAACUUAAAACCCUCGCAAGAUAUCCGAACACGUUACUAGGAGACCCAAUGAAAAGGAUGCGGUUCUACAACCCGAAGAGGAACGAGUUCUACUUCGACAGGAACCGACCCAGUUUCGAUGCGAUCCUGCAUUACUAUCAGUCUGGCGGGAGGCUUCGGAGACCCAUUAACGUGCCUGUUGAGAUCUUUAUGGAUGAAAUUCAAUUUUUCGAAAUUGGUGAUGACGCCAUCGAUCGUUUCCGAGAGGACGAGGGUUUGCUGAAAGAGGACGAUCGUCCCGUUCCGGCCAAUGAGUUGAAGCGUCAAUUCUGGCUGCUGUUUGAGCAUCCCGACAGCUCUGGUCCAGCCAGAAUGAUUGCUAUAGUAUCCGUCACGGUCAUCCUGAUAUCCAUUGUUAUCUUCUGUAUGGAGACGUUGCCGGAAUUUAGAGAAGAUAAUCUUGUGUUCAACAAUCACCUUGCGCCGAACGGAACCACUGCUGGGAAAAGAUCUAACGUUAGUACAUUCACGGAUCCGUUCUUCUUGUUGGAGACCAUCUGCGUCGUUUGGUUUUCCUUCGAACUGUUUGUAAGGUUUCUUGCAUGUCCGAGCAAGCCCGCCUUCUUUAGAGACAUCAUGAACGUCAUAGAUAUUGUGGCUAUUCUUCCAUAUUUCAUUACUUUGAGUUUAGACCUUAGCGAAGUGGAGUCGAACUCACAGCAGACCACGUCUCUCGCCAUUCUGAGAGUCAUCCGCUUGGUGCGCGUCUUCAGGAUUUUCAAGCUCUCACGGCACUCCAAGGGUCUCCAAAUUCUCGGGCAGACCCUACGAGCGAGUAUGCGAGAACUUGGACUGCUGAUAUUUUUCCUUAUCAUCGGCAUUAUAUUGUUCUCCAGUGCGGUGUACUUCGCCGAAGUGGAUGACCUGGAAUCGUCUUUUACCAGCAUCCCAGACGCGUUCUGGUGGGCUGUUGUUAGCAUGACUACUGUUGGAUAUGGUGACAUGUACCCUGUGACGGUAGGAGGCAAAAUUGUUGGAUCAAUGUGUGCCAUUGCAGGAGUCCUUACAAUCGCCCUGCCGGUACCAGUAAUCGUGUCGAACUUUAAUUACUUCUAUCACCGAGAGCACAGCGAGGAGGAGCAAGCAGAAUACACGCACGUUACGUGUGGCCGCACGUCGCCUUUUGUUGGUGAUCUAAUUAAAAGCGACAGUAAACCCUCGCUGGUGAAAUCAGAGCAUUCAGACGAUGACAGGAAUUCAAUAAGCAUAUUAAAUGUCAGUCCAUCAGAGGAAAAUACAGGCAAACUCACAGAUGUGUAA